This is a messenger RNA of Verticillium dahliae VdLs.17, 3531 nucleotides long. Its product is annotated as SERAC1 protein. Bases 1 to 3531 code for a protein of 1176 amino acids. The transcript is spliced from 3 exons. Lineage: Eukaryota; Fungi; Ascomycota; Sordariomycetes; Glomerellales; Plectosphaerellaceae. The record is from RefSeq and is a predicted model, not a curated record.
AUGUCACCAUCGCCCGAGGAUGACACCGCGAUCAAGUUCAAUCUUCCGCAGAGCAGCGCCAACGUCGAGGUAGCUUCGGAGGGGUUCACUACCCUUUGGUCGGCUCUCGAGGCGGAGACUGACAUAGUAUUCAUCCAUGGUCUCCAAGGCCACGCCCAAAAAACGUGGCACUAUGGUGCGCUCGAAGAGUCGGGCCGCGGCCUUCUCCGAAUAUUCCAAUCGUCGCAACGCCAACACCGAAAACAUGACUGCUUCUGGCCAAGGGACCUGCUCCCCAAUGACUGCCCGAAUAGCCGCAUCUUGACGUAUGGGUACGACUCGCACGUCAGUCACUUCUUCUCCGGCGCUGCAAACCAGACGAACGUCGUUGGCCAUGCCAGCAGCCUCUUACACGAUCUCGAGGCCAUCCGCCGGGAUGACCCCGGACGACCCAUCAUUUUCGUUGCUCAUAGUCUGGGUGGUUUACUGCUCAAAGAGGCCCUUCGACAAGCCUGUAUCCAGGUUGAUGAUGAUGCCUACCUCCGGGAUCUCCCCUUACGGGCCGAGCGUGACGAAGACAGUCUUGGCUUCGAAGGCGCCGCUGGUGGCUUCAAGAUGAUAUUCGAAAGUACAGUCGCCACCAUCUUCCUGGGCACUCCUCACCGUGGCAGUGAACUUGCCGAAUGGGGUCUGAUGCUGCAAAAAGCUGCGAAAGCCGCUUGUUUUGAUACGAACGAUACGCUGCUCAGGGAUCUCAGUGUCGACUCUGUGACGCUGAAAACACUCAUCACCGGCUUUGCUGGUGCCUAUGAGCGGAAGCAUUGGGAACUCUACACAUUCUGUGAAGGAAAGGCUUUGCACGUGCCAUUCUUACCCCGGGAAAAGGUGGUGAGGGACGUCUCUGCUACUCUUGGCUAUCACCGUGAGCAUGUGGACGUCAUCAACGCCGACCAUAGGGCCAUGUGUCGCUUUCGAGGCCUACACGAUCCAGGGUACAAGAAGGUGAAGAAUGCGCUCAAGGCAUGCAUGAGAAACCAACCCGGUAGCAUUGACGGCAUCAAGUUCCGCAAGGCUCUCCGUGAGUUGGAUGCCGAAGAAACACGCUGGCGACUUCAACAAGUGGUACCAGCUUUUGAAGACACCUUCGAAUGGCUCUAUUCUAACAAGCAACUGCGGUUUGUUGACUGGCUCGGCUCCGACGAAGGGCUUUACUGGAUUAAGGGCAAACCGGCAUCUGGCAAAUCGACUCUGCUCAAGAAAGCGUACACAGAUGCGCGCACCCAGAAGGCUCAAGUCGCGCUGAGGGCUAAGGGUUACAAAUGCACGACAGCCGCCUUCUUCUUCCACGAUCGUGGGUCGCCUCUUCAGAAGUCUUUUGAAGGUUUCCUCAAAGCGGUUCUGCAUCAAAUCCUGAAAGACAUACCCGAGCUGCGAUCCGUUGUGCACGAGGGCUGGCGAUACUUUUAUCGCAAAUCAGAGCCGUUUACGUGGACCACGGACAAGCUGAUCCAUGUCUUCGAACACGUUGUCAGAGAAACCAACUUCAACACAUCCAUACUUCUGUUUGUUGAUGCGCUCGACGAGUUUGAAGGCCGGUAUCAAGACGUCGCCCGGUUCCUGCACACGAUUUGCUUAGACAGUCAGCGGAGCAAGAACGUCCGGGUCAAGAUCUGCAUGACCAGCCGCCCGGAACAGGUUUUUCUGGAUAACUUUACCCAUGUUCCAGGAUUCUGGAUCCAGGAUCACACUGCCGGCGAUAUACAGCGCGUCGUCGACGUUGAAUUCCAGUCCAACUCUAGGGUCGGCCGAGAGCUUCGAGACGGCACUGCGACCCAGAAAGGCGCGAUUGACAGCCUCAAGGGGCAGAUUACUCGUAUGGCCGAAGGCGUCUUUCUCUGGGUCCGAUUGAUUCUUGAAGAGCUCCUUGGCGACUUCACGGACGGGUCCAGCGUUGAAGAAGUCGCCGAGGAGUUGACCCAACUCCCGACCGAUCUGACGCGAUACUAUCAAUACUUGCUCGAGAAGAGGAUUCGGCAAAAGUACAUUCGGCAGUCAAGAGUCAUGCUCGACAUUGUCAAGUGUGCGAAGCGACCUUUGGUCCUUUCCGAUUUCCUUCUGGCAUAUCGCUUUGCCGCCAAAAGUGACUCGGAGGUUCCGGGUUCUCGCUUCGCCAAGGUCGACACAUCGUUCGAUGAGGCAAAGAGGUUGAUCCAGAGCCGAUGCGGCGGCCUUGUUGAGCUCAAGGAAGUCCGGCUGGAGAAGACGGAGCGCAUCUAUGCAUGUUCGGCCUUUUCCGAUGACCAACUGGAAGACUAUCACGUUCAGUUCCUGCACCAGACUGUGAAGGCCUUCGUGGAGAAGGCUUCCUCGGUCCCCACAGACAGUGAAGAUGAGACGCCCGUGAAUGGGUUUCUGUACUUGACCAAGCUGGGGCUGCUGACGAUUGGCGACUCGGCGUGGCCGCGAUACUCGCCAUCUUUCUCUUUUCAAAACGAUUUCUUGUCGUACCUUAAAGGCUCGGAAGAUGCUGGUGUGACAGAUAUGUCUUGUCUUCUCUCUCAGGUCAGCAUUGCAAAGAUUCUGGAUGCUUUCAACCCUUGGGCCACCGAGCAGUACCUCCCACCACCAAAGAAUCUUGCUGGUAUUGCCAUGCUGGCCGAGACGCCGAGGUUUCUGGCACACGAGCUAUCGCUCCUGUCAGGGGAAGAGGCAUCCAAGGUAUUCGUCCUGUUCUGCAGGUAUCUUUCAAAACGCUGGGAAACCGUUCCCAAGGACAUAGCCAGCAUUCUUCUCAGGUACAGCACUUCUGCGCAGCUCAUCAUGCAGGCUGUCAGGCAUAGCUUCGUCGAUGCAGCCAGCAAGGAUGGCGUGCUGGAGAACCAGCUGUAUCUUUUGCGAACGAUACUCGAAAAGGGUGUUCAUCCCGACACGCCUAUCCCCCUUGUGGUGGGCAAGGUUUCUGCAGGCGGCAAGUCGAUCGGUUGGAACACGUUUAUGCACACAGAGGUCUCGAACCCGUUGCCGCGCGAGGUCUUGGAGCUCCUCCAUCAACAUGGCUCCAAUGUCAAUGCCAGGGACCACAAAGACUUGACGCCCCUCGACCACGCGGUGUCGCAAUUUCUCACCGCGUUCGACACCAUGUACAGCCUCCGCGGGGGAAACGUCCCGACGGCGCGAAAGGAUGCUUACAUUCGGAAACUUGACAUAUGCCGCUUCUUGCUCGACAACGGAGGUCGCAUGACGACCAGGUCUGAUCAGUUCUUGUGGAACAUUUCAGCGGAGACACGCGAGGAGAUGACGGCGCUGGACAUACCCGUCGAGCCGAGACUUCCCUUUCCUCCAAGCAUGAGGCCAGGGGAGAAGUUCUUCUCCGGAGAAACGGGACAUCCCUCUGGUGGUACAGAAAUGUUGGAGGAUUCGGCUUCAGAGUCAUCCGAACAGACCGAGCCUCAAGAUAUGAGCUGGGCUGAAUAUGGUGUGCAGCAGGCACGGAGCCUUGCGUGGUGGAUUGUUUCCGCAGGGCGGGGUGGGGGCGAUGAGGUUGCUCUGUAG